AUGCUGUCACAAUUAAGAACUACCACAUGUACAAGGCUGCUACCUUCUCUUCGAUAUAUUUCUAUUCAAAGUACGAUUAAAUAUUUUAACCCUCACUGCAAUCCAAAGAAUCCCAAAAUCCUAGAACUUUCGGAAAUAACCGAUGCUUACGGAAGGAUCAAGAUGGGAUUGGUCGGUGCAGGGAGUGGUCAAGAGGAAGAAUUGAAGCCGUGGUCAAAAAAUCUGAUCCGAGCACGUAGGCACGACGAAAGUCGGUCAAGAACUACCAUUCCUCAAGCAAUAUUAAAAAUGACCUAUCCUCCGUCUUUGACUCCAAAAACCCCGAAUUCUAUGAGCAUGAGAUAUUCUCACUUAUUGGUAAAUGGGAAAGUAUCAUUGAGUCACUUGGUGAAUAUAUUGUCUGAAUCCCUGCUUACUUUAUUUUCGAAAGGCCCAGCAAAAGAGGUUAAGGAUGAUGAGUCAAGAAAAUUUGAUUUUCUUAUUGUCACUGAUAAUGACGAGGAUGCAACAGCACCUAAAUCCCAAUGGAGAGCUAUUACAAGAAAAGGAGUACUCAAAUUGAGUAAAGACAAUAGCACAGCACAUGUAGAAUGGGACUCCAAAUCUUCGGAUCAAGAACUCAUGUCAGGUUUCAGCUAUAAAGGACGAGGUAUGGAAUUAUCAGACCUCACAGAAUAUAGAGGUCGUAUUCUUGCACCUGAUGAUAAGACCGGAAUCAUAUUUGAAAUAAAGAAGAAUCAGGCUUUGCCAUGGGUUAUUCUUAAUUCUGGACCGGGAAACACAACAAGCGGUAUGAAAACUGAAUGGUUAACCACCAAAGGAUCACAUCUUUACGCUGGCGGCCACGGGGUGGAAUAUCGAGAUGAGAACGGGGAAAUUUUUAGUGAGGACCAAAUGUGGGUCAAGGUGAUCUUCAACAGAGGGGAGGUUCGAAAUUUGAACUGGAAAGAUUUUUAUAUAAAAAUUCGUGAAGCAGCUGGUAUACGCAGUCCUGGAUACUUGACACAUGAAGCGGUACAAUGGUCAGAAAUUCAGCGGAAAUGGUUCUUUUUGCCAAGAAAAGCAUCAAAUACUGUCUAUAAUUCAAAAGCGGACGAAACUAAAGGAACAAAUCUGCUGAUCAUCGCUGAACCGGACUUCUCAUCCAUCAAAGUUGUUAAAGUGGGUUUACUGGAGCAUCCUGAACGAGGCUUUUCCGCAUUUGCAUUUAUUCCCGGCACAAAUGAUGAACUAAUCGCAGCUCUGAAGUCCAAAGAGGUUAAAGGAGAAGCUGCGGCGAGCUUUAUAACAGUUUUUAAUACCCGUGGAGAAAUUCUUAUGAAGGAUCAAGCACUUGAAAAAGACUAUAAAUUCGAAGGGAUCUAUUUCCUCUAG
Molecule: messenger RNA, 1374 nt
Organism: Necator americanus (New World hookworm)
Lineage: Eukaryota; Metazoa; Nematoda; Chromadorea; Rhabditida; Ancylostomatidae
Exons: 12
Coding region: 1-1374 (457 amino acids)
Biological process (GO): proteoglycan biosynthetic process
Molecular function (GO): UDP phosphatase activity; calcium ion binding; GDP phosphatase activity
Source: RefSeq, a predicted model, not a curated record